Molecule: messenger RNA, 228 nt
Organism: Microthlaspi erraticum
Lineage: Eukaryota; Viridiplantae; Streptophyta; Magnoliopsida; Brassicales; Brassicaceae
Source: the annotation of a GenBank genome assembly
AUGAGGAUAGAAGGAGAAAAAGGUGUGAAAACACAAUCCGGGUCGAAAUAUCGGCCGCGGACGCGCAAAAGAACUUUGGCCGAGCAAUUUUCCAACCGGGCCGACCGUGCCGGUCGAGCCGGGAAGGAAUGGCUUAUGGUCGGCCGGAUGCUUCUAUCGCGCGUUAAAACCGUCCGCGCGAUACGCACGGACAGGAAGGGAAUAGGCCGCGCUCGGACGGAAUUUUGA